CUGUCAUAUAUGCUCCUGUUUUUACACAGUUGUCUCAAGCUUUUAUUAAUAAUUGUUCUUCAAAGUGUAAAGAGAAAAGCGUGCAACCAUGCCCACUGUGGUUCUUAUGGACUCGUCGCUGUCCAUGACACGACCCGUGUCAGUGGAGGGCAGUGAAGAGUUUCAAAGAAAGAACCUGGCAGUUCAUGGACUGACCAUGCUAUUUGAACACAUGGCCACAAACUACAGACUGGAGUUCACUUCACUUGUCGCCUUCUCCUCCCUCUGGGAGCUUAUGGUACCCUUCAGCAGAGACUACAAUACUCUGCAGGAAGCUUUGAAUAACCUCGAAGACUUUGAUAAAACCUGCCUAGAGGCUGCAUUGCAAGGUGUUAGUAAUGUAGUACAGCAGGAAUGGGGAACCUCUUGCCCGUGUCAGGUUGUACUGGUUACUGACGGUGCACUGGGCAUUGGUCGUGGAUCUUUGCGUCAUUCCCUGCAAACAGUGAAACAACGAGUGGAGGACAAGAAAUUCCCACUGCCUUUCCCAUUCCCUUCCAAACUCUAUGUCAUGUGUAUUGCAAAUGCAGAGGAGCUCCAAGCUACGGAUAGCAUG
Sinocyclocheilus rhinocerous is the source of this 595-nucleotide messenger RNA. RefSeq names its product von Willebrand factor A domain-containing protein 9-like. The annotation marks the transcript as partial. Gene Ontology annotation, biological process: snRNA 3'-end processing. The transcript has 4 exons. Gene Ontology annotation, cellular component: integrator complex. The record is from RefSeq and is a predicted model, not a curated record. Lineage: Eukaryota; Metazoa; Chordata; Actinopteri; Cypriniformes; Cyprinidae.